ACCAUUUAUUACGUGUCUGAAAGGAUUUUUAAGUUAUUCUGAUGGAUUGGACUCAAAGACAAAAAAAUAUCUUUGGAAAAAAUACGUGGACAGGAACACCGAGGUUCGCUUUGCUUGGAAUAACUUCAACUUUUGCCAGUGAUCACAAUAUGUUACUUGCAAUGCACGACAACGUGUUGGCUUUCUUUGUCACUAGUUCACAACUACUCGAGCGAGUCAAAAGGAUGAUUUUUGAUUAUAUAGUCUCGAGCUCUUCGAUGCAAGCGACAUCGUUGGAAGGUGCGAACCUCCACAGCAAACCUGCCUCCUGGAAUCAUUUGCUUGACAAAUCAUCAAUCUCAAGCAUCCUGUGGGGAGAGCCGCUGACUGAAUUCGCAUACGUUGUUGAGCUUUACAUACACGCUGUAAGGCCGCGACCAAUAUGAGCGAAUGAUUAAAUCCGUUUUAAACGAUGCUGAAAACUUGGAUCUAUUUAUCGCCAAAAAGCUCUUCAGGGCCGCUGACAAUACCACUUUUAAAGAGAUCGCCAUAAAUUAUUUGUAGCAACUCGCUUUUCUGGAUAGCGCUGAUGGGUGAAGGCUGCAACAAUGUAAAAGCUAACAUUGGUAUUGGACAAGAAGAGCUAGAUAAAACAGUUAGAUAACUCAGACGAAUCAAGACAAUUGGCUACGAAUGAACUGUUUAAAAAGCGUACCACGCACAGAGAAUAAAAUUGGCGUUAAUCGAGGCACAAUAAAUAUUUCCAUCCUGGAUAUAUGUCGUUUUUGAAAUCAGGUGGCAAGGCGCCAGCGAAGCUCUGGUUCAAAUGAAGAUGAUAGAGUUUCGUAACCAAGAGAUCAGUAAAACAGAAAUAUCAAGUAUCAAUUUUAGAUUAAUAUUAAUAAUCAAAUCCAA
This is a messenger RNA of Plasmopara halstedii, 894 nucleotides long. RefSeq lists its product as uncharacterized. Bases 42 to 425 code for a protein of 127 amino acids. The record is from RefSeq and is a predicted model, not a curated record. The transcript has a single exon. Lineage: Eukaryota; Oomycota; Peronosporomycetes; Peronosporales; Peronosporaceae.